Messenger RNA from Camponotus floridanus (Florida carpenter ant), 3644 nucleotides. RefSeq names its product nephrin. NCBI's taxonomy places the organism in Eukaryota, Metazoa, Arthropoda, Insecta, Hymenoptera, Formicidae. The record is from RefSeq and is a predicted model, not a curated record. Bases 944 to 3163 code for a protein of 739 amino acids. The transcript has 14 exons.
CGCGCGUGUUAUCAUACGUACGUUACAAAGGUCGCGUCUUUUCGUAAGAUUUUCUAACAAUAAGUCGGUCAAGUCAAGUUAUAAUCUUUCAGUCCCGGGAGUGUCGCGCUCGCGAGUGAAUUGCGGCAAGUGAUUACGUGGAAAAGUGUCUCAUUUCACGUCGUAAGAGCAUGGAAACAUGGCGUCACAUUGCGUACAUCGUGCUUGUCUAUCGCCGGCGUGAGAAUUAUUCCGAUAUCUAAUUUCCUAUGAAUAUUUCUCGUCUCGUCGAAACCGCGAGUGUGAGUGAAUUUCGACAGUGAAAUUGAUUUACGCAGGCGAAGUCACGCGAUUAACUUCAACUCGUUGCGUCGCGAAAGAGACGACAAUAUGGCGCUUUUGCGACGACAAUAUCUGCGUCGCGCAUAAUGGCCAACGACGUCGCGUGAGUUUGCUUGAAAUUUCCAGUUUUGUCGCGAGUGAGUGAAUUUUGACAGAUGGACGAGAUUCACGCGGUUAGGUUAGGUUAGCGCUUUCGAAUUCGGUGAAAAGUGCGUCGCAAUAAAUCGAAAUGUGCGGUAACGAAUGCGCGAAAAUCGUCGUCGGACGAUUAUUCGGACCCGAGAUAUUUCGAAUAAUAAAUGAUCGCGCGCGGACAAAUAUUCGAUCGUGUGAAACACCGCCUCGAAAAUGAAUAUCGCGUCGCGGAGUGUCAAAAUGCACAAAAACGGGGACGACUCGAACAUUCGUUAUAAAUUUUCUGGUCUUGUUGGACAUCGCCCUGAAAUGAAAACGACGCCAUGGACGUGAACGUCAAACACGAUCGACGAGAGCGGGGCUCAUACAUCGUUUCGGCUCUCGGGUUGCAGUUGUGACAAUGACGGAUAUCGCCUGAGAGUCGAACGAGACGCGAACCAGAUUAGAAUGGUUCGAGGGUGAAAUCGCUGAAAAGACGUUCGUCAGUAUGUUGCGGAUAUUGAUAGUGGUGACGUGCAUCAAGAUAUCGACGCUCGCCAGUGCACAGUCGAAAGGGACUACUUCCUUCGAAGAUGCGAAUAGCGACGAACCUGAUCACCCAAUACCCAUGGAGUCGAUACAGGGGGUGGAGGGUCAGAAGGCAAUCCUGCCGUGUAACAUACAACCCCGCGAGUCGAAUGACGCUGUCUCCAUGGUGCUCUGGUUCAAAGAGGACGGCGGCGAACCCCUGUACAGUUACGAUGCGAGAAGUCGACAGUUUGGGAAAGCGAAGUUAUGGAGCGCAGCUCAUUUUUGGGGCCAUCGGGCGUCUUUUCGUGCGAACCCACCGGCGCAGUUGACAGUUCAGGAUCUUCGGCAGAGUGACGAGGGUGUUUACAGGUGCAGAGUCGACUUCCGGAACUCGCCGACAAGAAACUUGAAAGUUAACCUCACCGUUAUCGUGCCACCGAAAAAGCCGAUAAUCUAUGACGCGAAAAGGCGGGACAUGAGUAAACUCCUCGAAGCGUAUCCCGAGGGAGCCGACCUGUUCCUAGUCUGCGAGGUGCACGGCGGAAAACCAAGACCGCAGGUCUCUUGGUAUCUGGAAUCGCAGAACAUUCAUGCAUCCACUGAAAUUCGAGAGACGCAAGGUCCUAACGGAGAGAUCAACGUCGUAACCAUCAGCAACGUGACUUUGAAGGCUCUCACAAGGCGACAUCAUCACGCCAAACUGUCCUGUCGAGCGAAUAACACUCAAUUAGCGCCGCCACCCACCACCACCAUCGUCAUAGAGCUUAACAUGAAACCGAUGAAGGUGGAAAUUUUGGGGAAGGAUCAGAUCCUAUCGGCAGGGAAGACGUAUGACGUGAAAUGUCAGAGCUCCGGUUCAAAGCCAGCGGCGGUCCUGACCUGGUGGAAGUCCUCGAAGCAGCUGAAGGGGAUCAAGAAAAACGACGGCAUGAGUCUGCUGCAAUUCACGCCGACGGUGGAGGACGAGGGAAAGUUCCUGGUGUGUCGUGCUGAGAAUCCGAAGCUACCGGAAGCCGGUAUCGAGGACCGAUGGAAGCUGCAAGUGCACUUUGCGCCUAUUGCCAAUUUGAAGAUGGGUUCCACCUUAAAUCCGAAGAACAUUAAAGAGAGCUCGGACGUUUAUUUCGAGUGCAACAUCAGGGCGAAUCCCAAGUUUAAUAAAUUGGCUUGGUUCCAUGAGAAGGAGCAGCUGCAUCAUAACGUCACUGCCGGUGUGGUGCUCUCGGACCACUCGCUGGUGCUGCAGAGUAUAACUCGAGAGUCCGCCGGAGGGUACACCUGCGUGGCCGGGAACGUCGAGGGCCGCACCAAAUCCAACACAGUCAAUCUCGAGGUUAUGUUCGCGCCCGUUUGCAAGCACGUGCUGAACUCAGGAGGCUGGAACGCUACCCCGCCACCGUUCAACAUGCCCGAGGAGGUCCACGGUGCUCUGAAGCACGAGACCAUAAGUUUAGUUUGCGAGGUCGAGGCCAAUCCCACCAAUGUGACCUUCCAUUGGACCUUCAAUAAUAGCGGCGACCUCAGCGAGAUUCCGUCCACCAAGUACACCAACGAGGGCACAACCAGCAGGCUUAAUUACACCCCGUCAACCGAUAUGGAUUACGGAGUCCUAGGCUGCUGGGCCAGCAACGCUGUAGGUCAUUCCAAGCAACCCUGCCUCUAUCAAGUCAUUGCCGCAGGCAGACCUUACCGGUUGGAGAACUGUACUACCUAUAACCUGAACGGUUCCUGGGUGAGGAUAUCUUGCGUCGCGGGAUACGACGGCGGUCUGCCUCAGAAAUUCGUCGCCAUCGUAGGCAAACGACGUCUAGAGUCUCCGAGCCCUUACUGGGAAUUCCAGAUGCUCAAGCCGGCAAAGGUGGCCCUUUACGCGGUAAACGCGAAAGGUUCCAGCGAGCCACACGUCAUAGAAGUGGUCUUGAAAGGAGUAGCCAAGUUUACCGGCGAAUCGACGUCCUCGGUCGAUAUGUCACCCAUCCUGCUUGGACUUGGUGGCACAGCGACCGGUUUGGGGUUAAUCGUGACCGGUGUGCUAAUGGCACUUUGGAGGAGGCACGCGGCCACCCCGGCGAAGCCGAAACCGCCGCAGCAGCCUAGCAUCGCGACUUUCGCGGAAAAGGGCGAGGAGGAAGACGGAAAUCCAGAUCUCAUACCUACGACGGCCUUGACCAAUCAUCUCACCGUAGAACGCUUUUGAAGCAUUGCGAGAAAAUCCACUGUAUCAAAUUACAAAAUGUUGAGAUGGGGGAUUUACUAUUUAAAUCUUACAAGCGCCCCUUUAAGAAAGGACCGAUGGCAUAUCGUUCGGGCAUAACCGGCCAUCUCAUUCGGUGAAUUUCUACUUAGACUGAUGAAACUGCCGCAUUUAUACGAGGAUUUCAAGAAUAUCGGGUUUUGCCUUAGACAGGAUAGCAUGCAUUAAUGGUACUCUCAAGAAAAUUGCGCACAUGGUAUACGGACAGCUCUGGGGUAUCGGCAUAUGCAUACACGCAGCGCAAGGGAAUACAUGCAUAUGCAUAUAUGUAUACACGCAGAAAUAUGUACGCGUUCUGUAAUCCAUACGAGAGAGGAUAGUAUCUACAAGGGAGAUUCCAAAAGAGGCAAUAGUAUUUUACGAAGCGAUUUUAGGUCACAAUCUCACUUCUUGAGAUUGAAAAUGUAAUGCAUCUAUUAUAAUU